CCAGCCGCGGCACGGUGUCCCUCUGCGGGGUGCUGGUGCUGGCACAGUGUGUGUGUGUCCCCCCCCCACCCCCCCGUGGGUGCUGGGGAGGGUGCGGGGUGUGAAAUGGGUGCCAGCUGAACACAAAGCAGCAAUAAUACCGCGGGCACCGGUGCUAAUCCCAUCAACCCCGACAGAUACUCGAUAACCCGGGAACGGUUAACAUCCCCCCCCAGCGCAGGCUGAAGGUCACAGCAUCUCCCCGGUGGUGUCCCCAGGAGGGGGGGGGGGCCCAGGCGCUGCCCCCCAUGGCAUGUGGGGUGCUCCUCCCCUCCCGGAGUGACCUUGCGCAAUGGGGGUCCCGGUGCUGAGCGUGGUGCUGGCAGCUCCUGCCUGGUGGAGCACCGAGCUGUGGGGUGGGGGGGCUCCCACCCGGCCUGGCAGCCCCCACCACCUUCACAGGGAGCCUGGACAGUGGGUAAGGGGCUGCCGUGGGCGUGGGAGCUGGGCUGCUGCCGCCUGUGGGGUCUGACCCCCCUGGGUGGGUCCCAGCUGGGGGUCCCAGUUUUGCCUCCUCACCCCAGCGGGACCAAAAGUGGGGUGCAGCCACCCCCCCCCCCUCCCGCUUGCUCAGGCUGCACCAGCCAACGCUCCCACGCAGAGGGGUGCCCGCGUCCCACAGCAGGGUUUUGGGGGGGCACCCAGCCCCAUGCCCGAGCCGCACCAGUGCUGGCGUGUGGCACUGGGAGGCGGGGGGGGGGGGGCUGUGGGGGGGGAUAAAUGCCACCCCAGCCCCAUCACGAAGCCGUCGGGGUGGGCGAGUUGCCAGCGGCACAGGGCACUCAUGCGGCGCAGGCGGCCCUCUUGGCUGCAAAGGCUGGGAAAAGGGCAGGCAGUUCCUGCCGGCAGCCCGGAUGCCAUGGUGAUGGGCUGCUGCCGGCAUGAAUACCCAUGAGCGGGGGGGCUGUGGGGGGGCUGUGGCGGGGGGGGGAAAGGGGGAGGCCACGCCGAGCUGUGCCCUGAAUGCAAAGACCCCGCUGCCACGUCCCGGCGGCACAAAGGGCCGCGGCCACGCGUGGGGCCACGGCACGACGCGGCAGUGCCCGGAGGCAGCGGGACCGGGUGACAAACGGAGGUGACCCCCCCCCCUCCCCGGUGCCGCGCCGGGGCUCACCGGGGCACCCCGUCACGCCACCCUGGGGUGCAGGGACUGGGGUCUGGGGUCAGGGUGGGAUGGUCGGGGGGCUGGAAGAGGUUCCCUUGGCAACGGCCGGUCCCAGUUUCCACCAAUCGAUGUGGCGGCGCGGGCUGGGAGGGCUCGUGGCCUACAUAAGCACCGCACGCCCGUGCCGCGCCGAAACCCGGCAGAUGAGCUUGCGAAGCCAUGGCCGGGCUACCGGGCGCCUGGCCCGUGGCCACCCGCUGCUGGGGCUGCGCCGCGGCUGCCUUCCUCCUCCUCCUCCUCACCGUGCAAGCUGCCCACAAAGCCGACCUUAGCGGUGACGCCACGGCGGCCACCAUCAACCACUCGCUGACGCUGCUGCAGCGGCUGCAGGAGCUGCUGCAGAACGGCAACGGCAGCGACUCGGUGCUGCGGGUACGCACGGCCGCCUCCGACGAGGCCAAGGUCUUCCACACCCACCAGCUCCUGCUCAGCCUCCAGAGCGAGGUCUUUGAGAGCCUCCUGCGCAACCAGAGCGUCGUCACCUUGCACGAGCCGCCCGAGACUGCGGCCCUCUUCGAGAAGUUUAUCAGGUACCUGUACUGCGGGGGGGUCUCCAUCCUGCUGCACCAGGCCAUCCCCAUGCACCAGCUGGCCAGCAAGUACCGGGUGUGGGGGCUGCAGCGCGGUGUGGCUGACUACAUGAAGACCCACCUGGCCAGCGAGUCGAGCCAGGGCCACGUAGUGGGCUGGUACCACUACGCUGUGCGCGUCGGGGACGCGGCGCUGCAGGAGAGCUGCCUCCAGUUCCUGGCCUGGAACCUCUCGGCCGUGCUGGGCAGCGCCGAGUGGGGCUCGGUGAGCGUGGAGCUGCUGCUGCUGCUGCUGGAGCGCUCCGACCUGGUGCUGCACAGCGAGCUGGAGCUCUACACCGCCGUGGAGGGCUGGCUGAGCCGCCGGCAGCCCGAGGGUCCCGUGGCUGAGAAGGUGCUGCGCGCCAUCCGCUACCCCAUGAUCGCACCCAGCCAGCUAUUCCGGCUGCAGGCGCAGUCGGCGGUGCUGGCGCGGCACUACGGCGCGGUGCAGGACCUGCUCUUCCAGGCUUUCCAGUUCCACGCCGCCUCCCCGCUCCACUUCGCCAAGUAUUUCGACGUCAACUGCAGCAUGUUCCUGCCCCGCAACUACCUCGCGCCCAGCUGGGGCUCCCAGUGGGUCAUCAACAACCCGGCGCGGGACGACCGCAGCACCAGUUUCCAGACGCAGCUGGGUCCCAGCAGCCACGACGCCGGCAAGCGGGUGACCUGGAACGUCCUCUUCUCGCCGCGCUGGCUGCCCGUCAGCCUGCGCCCCGUCUACUCGGACUCGGUCUCGGGCGCCGUCCAGCCGGUGCGCAUCGAGGACGGUCGCCCCCGGCUUGUCAUCACCCCGGCCAUGAGCAGCCCCGACUUUGCCGGUGUCAGCUUCCAGAAGACGGUGCUGGUGGGCGUGCGGCAGCAGGGCCGGGUUUUGGUGAAGCACGCUUACAGUUUCCACCAGAGCUCGGAGGAGGUGGCCGACUUCCUCGCCCACGCCGACUUGCAGAAGCGCACCUCCGAGUACCUCAUCGACAACUCCCUGCACCUCCACAUCAUCAUCAAACCCGUCUACCACUCCCUCAUCAAGGUGAAGAAGUAACGAGGCAGAGCUGGGGUCUGCCACCGGACUGUCCCCAGCCCCGCGGCGGUGAUGGGGGGGGGGGGGGGGGAGCGGGGGCUCGUGCUUGGUCCUCCUGCUCGUAGGUAGCCAGAGGGGCUCACACUGGGGGUCCCCGGGGCUGCGCUCCCCGCUGCCCACCCCUCCUUGAUUGUCCCCCUGCCAUGUCCCAUCCCCAUCCCUCGAUGCCUGCGGGGUGCUGGGGAUGGGGGGGGGACACACACUGGGAGCCCCCCCCCAGGGCCGUGCAGGUGGUGCAGGAGGCGAAAUGUGCAGCCCACGGCCGCGGGCACAUCCUGGGCUCACAGACCCCAAUGGGUGGGGACAGAGACAGCCCAUCCCUCCUGUGAUGUCCCCCCCCCCACGGCACUGGAGUCCCUCUGUGCCGUGGCGCCGGGUCUGGCUGCCGGCUCGGGUACCCCGGCAGCGGCACCCCGGGGCUCGGCGGAGAGCUGGGAGCGUGCCCAGGCUGGGGUGGGUGGCCCGGCUGCCUCCCCUGGCAGCGGGGGGCUUGGGGGGGGGGCACCGUCCCCGCUCACGGCCCCCAUCCCUGCCCAGGAACCCCCCAACCCCCUUCCAAAUAAA
Messenger RNA from Tyto alba (common barn owl), 3418 nucleotides. RefSeq names its product BTB domain containing 17 (gene BTBD17). The record is from RefSeq and is a predicted model, not a curated record. Bases 1364 to 2815 code for a protein of 483 amino acids. Gene Ontology annotation, molecular function: protein binding. Lineage: Eukaryota; Metazoa; Chordata; Aves; Strigiformes; Tytonidae. The transcript is spliced from 3 exons.